Molecule: messenger RNA, 1074 nt
Organism: Vanessa tameamea
Lineage: Eukaryota; Metazoa; Arthropoda; Insecta; Lepidoptera; Nymphalidae
Product: rhodopsin-like
Exons: 8
Coding region: 20-1030 (336 amino acids)
Biological process (GO): G protein-coupled receptor signaling pathway
Cellular component (GO): membrane
Molecular function (GO): G protein-coupled receptor activity
Source: RefSeq, a predicted model, not a curated record
GCUGCGAUUAUACACAUCAAUGUAUUGUGGCACUUCAUCGACGCUGUCGAUAUCACAGGACAUCAGUAAACGGCUUAAGAUGGUUACUCAGAAUUGUAUGUGGAGUGAUUUAUUCGACGAUCAAUCACGGGCUAAUUUGGAAGGGGGAUACGUAGCGACAGGGAUAAUUUCAUCUCUUCUUGGUAUCUGGCUGAAUCUUGCUUUGUUAUUGACUAAUCUAAGAUCAGACUUGAGCUACCGUAAUCUGGCUUUUUUUACGGUUAUCGCCUGUUUAAGACGAGCUAUCUCCGUAGUCACCCACCUCCCACUAUUUAAUUACUCAGAGAGUUUGAAAUAUGAAACUCAAGACAUAUCCUGUGAUAUUUCUGGCUUUUGGGAUUCAUUUUGGUCUGUGUACGAAGUUGAGUGUUUGACACACGUGUGCAUUGAACGAUAUGUUAUAGCUAAGUAUACUACUAGAGGGUGGCCGAUUCAAAAAAACCACUACAUUUUGUAUCAAGGAUUAUGUCUGUUUUUUGCUAGUUUAUAUUCAUUACCGCCUUUAUUUGGAGUCGGUCAAUUCGGAUAUGAUUUUUCAUGCCAAUCUUGUGUCUUGGAUAUGGUUUUACCGGCUACGUGGCAGAGAUAUGUUGUCCUUGCAAUAUUUUUGCUUCGCAGUGUAAAAUCAACAGGAUUUAUGUUAACGAUGCUGUUUUGGGCAACAAAUUUAGAAGCGAAAUACGAUCAAUCGGAAAAAUUAAUGAAAGAAAUACGAUUUACUAAGAGUGUAAUUGUUAUAACUAUCGUGAACCUGCUUUGUUGGAUGCCAAUAGCUGCUAUACGAGGAUGGGUUGUGCUUUCGAGUCUGCUUUCUGAUGGUGUUCCAUUUCAGCCCUCGGUCUCAGCAAUACAGUGGGCGGUAUGGAUUCAUUGGGUGGCGCCUGCGUUUAUUACAAUAGCAAUGUUUCUUGUCGACGCUAAAACUCAUCAGAAAAUGAUUCAGAUUUUUACAGGUGGUGAUAAAAUUGAUAAGGUUGUUAAGAAAGAGUAGGAUUCCUAUUCUAUACUCCAAUGUACACAUAUAUAAUCUAUACG